AUGGCGCAACUUGAGCCUUACAGAGGGGGUUACUACCUCUGGGAAUAUUUACCAUCAGUCCCAGCAGCUGUUAUCUUCCUCCUGCUCUUUCUAGGGGCCACCAUCUACCACUUCUGGAAAAUAUGGAAAAUGCGAGCUCGGUUCUGUCUCGCCUUCGCCAUUGGAGGCAUAUUUGAAGUAAUCGGAUAUGGUGCACGGGCUGCUGCUUACAACAGAACUGGAAAAAUCCUGCCUUACUGCAUCCAGAAUGUGUUCAUUCUUCUUGGCCCGGUUCUCUUCGCCGCAUCAGUGUACAUGACCCUCGGCCGCAUCAUCCGUAGUGUCCAAGCCGAACAUCACUCGCUGAUCCGAGUCAAUUGGUUGACAAAAGUCUUUGUUCUGGGUGACGUGCUCUCCUUCGUGGUCCAGGGUAGCGCAGCAGGUCUGAUGGCGACCGGAUCAAACGCAGAGAUGGGGAAGAACAUCGUGAUUGUCGGCUUGUUGAUCCAAGUUAUCAUGUUCGGGCUGUUUAUUGUGACUUCGAUCGUGUUUCAAAGACGUAUGCAUCAGCAUCCAACGGCCCAAGCAUUCGACCUGGCGAUUCCCUGGAAAUCCCACUUGCACACCCUCUAUGCAGUCAGCUUGCUGAUCAUGGUUCGGUCUAUAUUCCGGGUAAUCGAAUAUGCCAUGGGCCAGGACGGGUACCUGUUGAGUCACGAAUGGCCAAUGUAUGUCUUCGAUGCAUUACUGAUGUUCGCUGUCAUGGUGAUCUGGGGGGUAUGGUACCCGGGAAACCUCAACCUCCUGAUACAAAAGCCUGCCUCAGACACCAUGAGCAUGCACAGGCUUGAAGACAGUUUACGGUACCCAUAG
This is a messenger RNA of Aspergillus bombycis, 852 nucleotides long. RefSeq names its product RTA1 domain-containing protein. The coding region runs from base 1 to 852 and encodes 283 amino acids. The transcript has 2 exons. The record is from RefSeq and is a predicted model, not a curated record. Gene Ontology annotation, cellular component: membrane. Lineage: Eukaryota; Fungi; Ascomycota; Eurotiomycetes; Eurotiales; Aspergillaceae.